GGCCGCGCAGUCUUCGCGGACGCAGUUCUCGCGCAUGGAGUCGCCAUUUUGCUCUUAGGGACGCCACUUGGAGACACAGCGCUUUCUUUCGCUAGCGGAGGCUGCGGCGGGGCCAGGGCUGGAGUCCGGGCCAGGAGGAAUUUUGUUGUCAGAGAAUAACGGGAGGUUGUCCAUAAUUGACUUUAAGCAGCAGACAGUAAAACUCUGAGCUCUUCAGCUCCGACUUUCUUGCUCUGGAAAUUGGAAAACCAAGAAGGUUUUGAUGUUUUGUGUGACGCCACCUGAAUUAGAAACCAAGAUGAACAUAACCAAAGGAGGACUGGUGUUGUUUUCAGCAAAUUCUAAUUCAUCAUGUAUGGAACUUUCAAAGAAAAUCGCCGAGCGGCUGGGGGUGGAGAUGGGCAAAGUACAGGUUUAUCAGGAACCUAACAGAGAGACAAGAAUACAGAUUCAAGAGUCUGUAAGGGGAAAAGAUGUUUUCAUCAUCCAGACUGUUUCAAAGGAUGUGAACACCACCAUCAUGGAACUCUUAAUUAUGGUGUAUGCGUGUAAGACCUCUUGUGCCAAAAGCAUUAUUGGUGUGAUCCCCUACUUCCCAUAUAGCAAACAGUGCAAGAUGAGAAAAAGGGGCUCCAUUGUCUCUAAACUGCUGGCUUCAAUGAUGUGCAAAGCUGGCCUAACUCAUCUCAUCACCAUGGACUUGCACCAGAAGGAAAUUCAAGGCUUCUUCAAUAUUCCUGUUGAUAACUUAAGAGCAUCUCCCUUCUUACUACAGUAUAUUCAAGAAGAGAUCCCCGACUAUAGGAAUGCUGUGAUUGUUGCCAAAUCUCCAGCCUCAGCCAAGAGGGCACAGUCUUUCGCCGAGCGCCUGCGGUUGGGCAUCGCAGUGAUUCAUGGGGAGGCACAGGAUGCAGAGUCUGACCUGGUAGAUGGACGGCACUCCCCGCCCAUGGUGCGGAGUGUGGCUGCCAUCCACCCCAGCUUGGAGAUCCCCAUGCUGAUUCCUAAGGAAAAGCCCCCGAUCACAGUUGUAGGAGACGUGGGAGGGCGGAUCGCUAUCAUUGUGGAUGACAUCAUUGAUGAUGUGGACAGCUUCCUUGCCGCAGCAGAGACUCUGAAGGAGAGGGGUGCAUACAAGAUCUUCGUCAUGGCCACUCAUGGCCUGCUGUCCUCAGAUGCCCCCCGCCUGAUUGAGGAAUCAGCUAUUGAUGAGGUGGUGGUUACAAAUACAAUCCCACAUGAAAUCCAGAAGCUCCAGUGCCCCAAGAUCAAAACCGUGGAUAUCAGCAUGAUCCUUUCAGAAGCCAUCCGUCGGAUUCACAAUGGGGAAUCCAUGUCCUACCUUUUCAGAAACAUCGGUUUGGAUGACUAAAUAGCUUUUUUCUCCUGCAACUCCUGGGGGUGAAACUGGAAAAGUAAGGAAGCUCCUGAAUGAUGGUCCCUGACUUGAAGGGAAUCACAGGGGCUAAGUUUUGUUCCCUGCUGCUUUUUAAUUCCUGUGAAGAUAGACCAACUUUUUAUGUCACUUUAGGUACUUGUGAGUUAUGGGCAAUUUUUACAAAAGAAAAACUGUCUUCUCUUAAAUGAACCAAGUUAAAGCCUAAUUAUUUUUAGUUUAACUAUUAAAAAAAAAAAAGCUUGGAUAAGAUUUUUAAAACUUGCAAACAGUCUUUUUCCAAAGUUGCUAGACCCCAAGUGCUUAACAAUGCUAAAAAAUAAAAAUAAAAUUACCGGGAGUCAGGCUGUAGCAUAGCGGGUUAAGUGCAUGUGGUGCAAAAUGCAAGGACCGGCAUAAGGAUCCCUGUUUGGGCCCCAGGCUCCUUACCUGCAGGGGAGUCUCUUCACAGGCGGUGAAGCAGGUCUGCAGGUGUCUGUCUUUCUCUCCCUCUCUCUUGUCUUCCCUUCCUCUCUCCAUUUCUCUCUGUCCUAUCCAAUAGCGACAUCAAUAUCAACAAUAACUACAACAACAAUAAAAAAACAAGGGCAACAAAAGGGGAAAUAAAUAUAAAAAAAUUAAAUAAAAUUACUGUGUGACACAUGUAACUGAAAAGCCAAAAAGAGGGGUCAGGCAAUAGCACACCUGGUUAAGCGCUUACAUUACAGUGCACAAGAACCCAAGUUUGAAUCCCUGGUCCCCACCUGCAGGUGGAAAGCUUCACAAGUGGUGAGGCAGGACUGUAGGUGUCUCUCUGUCUCUAUAACUCCCUCUCCCCUCUCAAUUUCUGUCUGUCUCUAUCCAAUAAUCAAUCAAUAAAAAUACUUAAGGAAAAAAAAAAGAAAAGAAAAGCCAAAAAGGUCAUUCUGUUGCAUCCAGUGAGCAGCAUUUUUAGUAAUGCUUUUACAGGCAGGCAUAGGGAAUAUGUGACCACUAUUUAUUUUCUGCAACAAAAGAAGGAAUAAAAAAAUUAUUGUGUCUGUGUUUUUUAAACUUUGUGUUUUGGUAAUUAUUUUAUAAUUAAAAUAAAAUGGAAGCUGAAUAGAUA
This is a messenger RNA of Erinaceus europaeus (western European hedgehog), 2483 nucleotides long. RefSeq names its product phosphoribosyl pyrophosphate synthetase associated protein 2 (gene PRPSAP2). The record is from RefSeq and is a predicted model, not a curated record. Gene Ontology annotation, molecular function: magnesium ion binding; ribose phosphate diphosphokinase activity. Gene Ontology annotation, biological process: purine nucleotide biosynthetic process; 5-phosphoribose 1-diphosphate biosynthetic process. Bases 263 to 1372 code for a protein of 369 amino acids. The transcript has 12 exons. Lineage: Eukaryota; Metazoa; Chordata; Mammalia; Eulipotyphla; Erinaceidae. Gene Ontology annotation, cellular component: ribose phosphate diphosphokinase complex; cytoplasm.